Messenger RNA from Bombina bombina (fire-bellied toad), 2731 nucleotides. Its product is annotated as sulfate transporter-like. The record is from RefSeq and is a predicted model, not a curated record. Gene Ontology annotation, molecular function: bicarbonate transmembrane transporter activity; chloride transmembrane transporter activity; oxalate transmembrane transporter activity. NCBI's taxonomy places the organism in Eukaryota, Metazoa, Chordata, Amphibia, Anura, Bombinatoridae. Gene Ontology annotation, biological process: transmembrane transport. The transcript is spliced from 3 exons. Bases 44 to 2242 code for a protein of 732 amino acids. Gene Ontology annotation, cellular component: membrane.
UACAGAAACAGACUUCUAAUAACUGAAGAGCAGAUCACUCAUCAUGAAACAGGAGUCUGAAGAUCCUACAAAGAAUGACUCUCAAAAUCUCCAUUCUGACACUCUUACUUUUAGUUAUAUGCAUGUCCAGCUGGAGGAACAUGUGCAGCCAGAGCUCAGCACCAAAGACAUGAUCAUGGAAAAAGCAAAAGUGGCCUGUUCAAGUAGUCCCAAAAUUCUGGCCAACUUUUUCUUUAAGCUUUUCCCAGUGCUGCAAUGGCUUCCAAGAUACAAAAUUAAGGAAUAUCUUCCUGGUGACAUUACAUCUGGAAUUAUUGUGGGCAUUGUUACCAUUCCUCAGUCCAUAGCUUAUUCCUUAUUGGCAAAUCAAGACCCAAUUUAUGGACUAUAUACCAAUUUCUUCUGCUGCAUCAUCUAUUUCUUGACAGCAACAUCUCGCCAUAAUUGUGUUGGUACUUUUGGUGUCCUUUGCCUUAUGGUUGGUGAAUCUGUAAGCAAACAAUUGAAAGCUGCAGGGUAUGAUACAGAUGGAGAUACCAUUGCAGUUAUAAAUUCAACUACCAAUGGAACUAUAUGUGGAAGAAGCUGCUAUGCCAUUACCGUGGCUACAUCUAUAACAUUCAUUGCUGGUGUUUAUCAGAUUAUUAUGGGUAUCUUCCAGUUAGGAUUUAUUUCCAUGUAUUUGUCAGAACCUUUGCUCAGUGGCUUUGUGACCGGAUCAUCCCUCACAAUUUUGACUUCACAGAUGAAAUAUCUCCUAGGCUUAAAGAUUCCUCGCCGUGAUGGUGCUGGUGCUCUGGUUAUGACUUGGGUUGACAUAUUUACUAAUAUAAAAAGCACAAAUAUAUGUGAUUUGGUUACUAGUAUAGUAGCUAUAGCAGUCAUUGUUCCAAUCAAAGAAAUUAACGAUAGAUUCAAAAGUAAAAUGAAGAUACCCUUUCCUGUAGAGUUGUUAGUUAUUAUAGUGGCCACAUUGGUUUCCUACUAUUUCAACUUUAAGGGCAAUUAUAAGUCAUCAAUUUGUGGGUCCAUUCCCACAGGUUUCUUAGUACCUAAAGCACCUGACUGGAGUCUGAUUCCAAGCAUUGCUACUGAUGCUAUUCCAAUUGCUAUUAUUGGAUUUGCAAUGACAGUCUCACUUGCUGAAAUAUUUGCCAAAAAGCAUGGGUAUACAAUCAGAAGCAAUCAGGAGAUGAUAGCUAUUGGCAUGUGCAACAUCAUUCCAUCUUUCUUUCAUUGUUUUACUAGUUGUGCUGCUUUGGCUAAAUCUCUUCUUAGAGAAUCCACAGGGGCCAAAACUCAACUUAAUGGCAUAAUCAGUUCUCUUGUCCUGUUACUUGUGCUUCUGGCAAUUGCCCCACUUUUCUAUUCACUACAAAACUGCAUUUUAGGAGUUAUCACUAUAACCAGCCUCAGGGGCGCACUUAGAAAAUUUUCAGACACUCCAAAAAUGUGGCGGGUUAGUAGAAUUGAUACCAUUAUCUGGUGGGUGAGCAUGCUGGCAUCAUCCUUAAUCACAACCGAAAUCGGGUUGCUAGUUGCAGUUUGCUUCUCUAUCUUUUGUGUUAUAAUUCGCACUCAGAGACCAAGGGCAACACUUCUAGGCAAAGUCAGCGGCACAGAAAUAUAUGAAGACCAAUUCACAUAUAAAGAGCUUAGCAAUAUACCAAAUGUAAAAAUAUUUCGUUUUGACACUUCACUCUAUUAUGCCAACAAGGAUUAUUUCAAGAACAGUCUGUAUAGUAAGACAGGUAUUAACCCUUCCUUAGUGUCUGCAUUACAGAAAAAGGCUAAAAAGAAGCGAGAGACUGAAGCAGGACAAGCAAGAUUUAGUUUUAUUUCAAGAUUCAGCAUAAUGAAAACAGUCAAUAAGGCCCAUAAUCAGUCAGAAAUCUCUGAACCACAUAUUGAUAUUCACUCUCUUGUCAUAGAUUGUGGUGCCUUGCAGUUCAUAGACACUGUGGGCCUUUCUGUACUCAAGGAGGUGCGUAAUGACUAUGAAGAGAUAGGAGUGCAAGUUUUCCUAGCCAAUUGCAACCCAUCUGUGAGACGCAUGCUCACUGAUGGAAGCUACUUUAGUAAAAAAAGUGAUGAUGCAGAGCUGAUUGCUUUUCAUAGUGUUCAUGAUGCUGUUAACUUUGCUGAACGAAAGUAUUGUGAUAAGCAAUUGGAAAUUCAGAUGAAUGAAGCUGCAUUCUCUUUUGACCCAAAUCAAGCGAUCAGUGAUGAACUAAGAAAAUAGUCACUGGCAAAGAGACAGAUUAAUGAUAAGAUAAAAUGUCUGUUUAUUCACAUUUAUAGUGAACAAUCCUCCUUGCCCCAAUAACUGGAAAGCACUUGGUUAUAGUUGUUUUUUUUUUUUGUUUGUUUUUUUAUAUCACUAAAAAAAAAAAACUGAAAGGCAAAAUAAUUUAUAAUUAGAGACUUACAAUUCUAAAAUUAAGACAAAAUUAUUUUUUUAUGUAUAUUUUCUGAUUCUGUAUAAAGUUAAAAGUAAUAGAUUGUAAAUACACUUGGUCUCAUAUUUACGUGCAUAUGUACAAACGAAAUUGUACAUUAACUGUUUAUGAUGUUUCUAUUGCAGAAAAAGAAUAAAUUAGCACACAUGAAUCUAUCAUGUAAUGAAAGGAAUGUGAAUAUUUCAAUUUUUUUGUUACUUUGUAUCAUAACUGUUCACUCAUUUGCAAACAAACAUUGCAACUAUGUGUUAAUAAAAAUAAUUAAAUAAUUA